AGAUACUUGGAAAAUGAAUUUAUUUUUAUGUAUGACAUUUUGCUGUUGUUUAAUGUAUCAAUGUUGUAGCACAGACAGUUAUGGAAAGUGAAAUUGUGGCGAACCUUCGUUAUGUAGUUCUGUUUGGAAUGGAGGAUCGUACGAAGUUACACAAGAUUUUUAUUGUGUUACGACGAGAACAGCUGUCAUUUUUGUAAUGACGGUUGUGGGCAGGAGCAGUUAUUUUGUUUCAAGAACGGACAGUUUCUUUCGAGACGUUAGUUUAUUUUCCAGGUGCCAGUGGUUUGUGACUUACUGUGAUCGAUGUCAAGUAUGCAGUUCUUAAAAUAAGGUGUGAUGUUUUUUAGUGAAGUGUUUAGUGUAGAAUGAAUGUUAUUGAGGUUAUGACGCUGAGAAGGCGCACGAAAUCAGUAAAUCGAAGGAACAGCGAAAGACAGCAGUGCAUGUCUUGGAUAACACCCUGCAACCAGAGACAAGUGGUGUAAGAAAAGGCUCUUUAUUUAUGAAAGGAACGACAGCUGUUUGAGCACUACAAUGGACUGUAUACAAGAUGAAGAUCGCAAACGACGACUGCGUCAGUUGGAAGAGGAGAUUCAAGAUCCUCGUAGUGUUGCAAAUGUUGACUGCUUGUUGGAUACAGUUCAGGCCUUAGUUUCGGACUGUGAUCACCCAGCUGUUAAACGAAUGAAAAAUAUAGAAGCAUAUAUGAAUAGAUAUGAUUCUGUGGCAGCCACUAUUUGUAGGUUACGUAUGAAGACAGAUGACUUUUCUCUUAUUAAAGUCAUUGGUAGAGGAGCCUUUGGUGAAGUCCAGUUGGUACGGCAUAGAUCUACUCAAAAAGUGUAUGCAAUGAAGCUAUUAAGCAAGUUUGAAAUGAUUAAACGGUCAGACUCGGCAUUCUUCUGGGAAGAACGCGAUAUAAUGGCCCAUGCUAACUCCGAAUGGAUAGUGCAGCUGCAUUUUGCAUUUCAAGAUGCUAAAUAUCUGUACAUGGUUAUGGAUUACAUGCCUGGUGGUGAUCUUGUUAACCUUAUGUCCAACUAUGAUGUGCCUGAAAAAUGGGCAAAAUUUUAUUGUGCUGAAGUUGUUUUAGCUUUAGAUGCCAUUCACUCAAUGGGUUUUGUUCAUAGAGAUGUGAAACCAGAUAAUAUGCUCCUGGACAAGCAUGGUCACCUCAAGUUAGCAGAUUUUGGUACUUGCAUGAGGAUGGAUGAUGAUGGUCUAGUGCGGUCAGAUACAGCCGUAGGUACUCCUGAUUACAUAUCACCAGAGGUGCUACAGUCCCAAGGUGGAGAAGGUGUAUAUGGUCGUGAGUGUGAUUGGUGGAGUGUGGGUGUCUUCCUUUAUGAAAUGUUAGUUGGAGACACUCCAUUUUAUGCUGAUAGCCUUGUUGGUACAUACAGCAAGAUCAUGGAUCAUCGCAAUUCACUUCAUUUUCCAACAGAUGUAGAAAUUAGUCAAGACGCUAAAGCCUUAAUUUGUGGCUUUCUCACGGACAGAACAAGGCGCCUAGGAAGAAAUGGAGUUGAAGAAAUAAAAUCUCAUCCAUUCUUCCAGAACGACCAGUGGACAUUUGAUAAUUUACGAGACUGUGUUCCACCAGUUGUUCCAGAACUAAUGGGUGAUGAUGAUACAAGUAAUUUUGAUGAUGUAGAUAAAGAUGAAAGUCCAGAAGAAAAUUUCGCUACGCCAAAAACUUUUGCAGGAAACCAUUUGCCGUUUGUGGGUUUCACAUACUCGAGGGAUUAUCAGUUACUGUCUGGCAAUAGAAGGCUAAUUCAGGAUGUGGUUGACAAGAGUGAAGCUGAAACAGCGAAGACAAUAUUGGAAUCUGCUGAACAAGUUACUCAGUUGGAGGCAGAACUAGAAAACCAGCGUUCUCUUGUGAAGUGUCUUGAAGCUAAACACGCAUCUGUGUACAUACAACUGGAAGAAGUGAAUCAGAGGAAAGCAGAAAUAGAAGAGAUGAAUGAUCAGUUGGAGAAGAGGAUAACCCUCCAUAAACAGGAAAUCAAAGAGUUGCUGCGGAAAGCUGAGGCAGAAGCUGAUAUCCGGAGAAAGACUGAAGUGGUUCUCCAGGAAAUGAAACGAAAAUUGGAAGAUGAGCAGAAUAAACGAACAAGAGAAAUGAACAAUAAUCAACAAACUAAUGACAAGAUAAAUGUCUUAGAAAAACAGUUGACAGACAUGCAGGAAAGCAAUACUCGUCUCCGGAAGCAGGUUGCAGAGUUGACAUUAGCAAAAUCUACAGCAGAACAGGUGCAAGGUGAAUUGCAGAGCAAGUUAACAUCUCUACAGUUGCAAAGAGAGAAUCUACAGCAAGAGGUUGCAACUCUUGAAGGACAGCUAUCACAGGAAAGAAGUUCUCGUUGCCAGGCUUCUGACUUGCAGCAGGAAUUGGAAGGUCGUCUGCAGUCAAUGCAUGGGGAACUUGAACGAGCUCAGCAGAGAGAGAAUAAACUCACAGAUGACAAUCGUCAAAUGGUUGAAAAAAUCUCAAGCCUGGAGAAGGAAUGUGCAUCCUUGGAAUUAGAACUUAAAGCAGCUCAGAACAGGUAUCAACAAGAAGUUAGAGCACAUGAAGAAACAGAGCGAAGUCGUCUUCUGAGCAAAGAGGAAGCAAACAUAGAAGUCGUCAAAGCUUUACAGGCAAAACUGAAUGAAGAAAAAAGUGCUCGGCAGAAGGCAGAUUUACAGUGGCAGGAGAAGGAACGCCAGAUGUCUAUGCUUUCUGUUGACUACAGACAGAUCCAGCAGAGGUUACAGAAAUUGGAGGGAGAAUAUCGGCAGGAAGUUGAAAAGGUGAAAGCCCUGCAUGGACAAAUAGAACAGGAGCAGCAGAAGAAGAAUGUCUUGCAGACAGAACUUGGAGUGCAGGCAUCAGAAGUCGCUCACUUACGUGCAAGGGAAGCUCAGCUUAUUCGUGAAGUAACACAGUUAAGAGAGGGCAAAAAAUCUAUUGAAGAAGAGCUGCACAAAGUUAAAGCUGCUCGAUCUGUGGACGAUUUGCAGAUGAAGGAGUUGCAAGACCAACUUGAAGCAGAACAAUACUUCUCGACAUUGUACAAGACACAGGCACAGGAACUAAGGGAGGAGGUGGAUGAAAAACAGAGGUCAAUACAAGAGCUUGAGGAGGAGAGAGACUCAUUUUCUAGGCAGUUGCAAUUGGCUCUUGCUCGAGCUGACAGUGAAGCACUUGCUCGGUCGAUUGCUGAGGAGACAGUUGCUGAUCUAGAGAAAGAGAAGACUGUCAAAGAAUUGGAACAUAAAGAUCUGAUGUCAAAGCACCGAGCUGAACUUGCUAAUAAGGAAAUAGCCCUAAAUACGGCGAAGGAGAGGGAAAUGGACUAUAAGAAGACUGUUGACCAGUUAGUGAAAGAAAAAGAUGAAUUAAAUCAUCAGCUGAAGAUUAUGCAACAAGUUACAAAUGAGGCCAAUAAUAACAAUGAAGAACUGGAAAGGCUACACCGACAACUAAAAACAGAACAGCUACUGAAAAUGCAAGCUGUGAACAAAUUAGCAGAAAUAAUGAAUCGUAAAGAUAUGAGCAAUGCAGGUCGUGGUAAGAACAAAGUUUCGUCAGCAGAUCUUAGGAAGCGAGAGAAAGAAUGUCGGAAACUUCAACAGGAGCUCACACAGGAACGAGAUAAAUACAGCCAGAUGGUGGCAAAAUGGCAAAAGGAUAUGCAGGAGUUACAAGCUCAACUUCAGGAAGAAAAUACAUUGAAAAUCCGUCUGCAAAUGGAGCUUGAUUCCAAAGACUCCGAGAUAGAGCAGCUACAUGUUAAGCUAGCAUCUCUUAGCAGUGAAACUGCAUCAUUAAGUAGUGCUGACAAUGAUGAUGACUUAAUAGGCCAAGAGUCAAGGUUAGAAGGCUGGUUGUCUGUUCCUAACAAACAGAAUAUAAGGCGACACGGUUGGAAGAAACAGUAUGUUGUAGUGUCCUCAAAGAAAAUAAUAUUUUAUAAUUCGGAAAGUGAUAAGCAGAACACGGAUCCUGCACUUGUUCUUGAUCUUAAAAAAGUUUUCCACGUUCGUCCAGUAACACAGGGCGAUGUAAUUAGAGCAGAUGCCAAAGAUAUUCCACGAAUUUUUCAGCUACUUUACGCUGGGGAAGGGGAAGCUAGAAGACCAGAUGAGAGUGGUACGAAUCAGUUGGAGCUCUCUACACUGAGGGAUGAUAAGCCAGGGACCUAUUCUCUCAAAGGUCAUGAGUUUAUCCAGAUCUCGUUCCACAUGCCAACAAAUUGUGAAGUCUGUCAGAAGCCACUGUGGCACAUGUUUCGACCACCAGCUGCCUUGGAAUGCAGACGAUGUCACAUUAAGGUUCACAAAGAGCAUCUGGAGAAAAAGGAGGAUGCCAUUGCACCGUGUAAACUACAUUAUGAUCCAAAUUCUGCCAAAGAACUGUUAAUACUGGCUUCCAAUGUGGAAGACCAGAAACUUUGGAUUCAACGACUUGGGAAGAAAAUACAAAAAUGUGGAUACAAGGCCAAUAGUGGAAUUGAUGGAGCCAAAAUUUCACCAAGAGAAUCAACACGUUCAUCACUUAAGCCAUAUAUACACCAACAGCAACGCUCUGCAACACUACCUGCAAAUGCAUCUGCUGUCGGAAAAUAAGUGUGAGCUGCUUUCAGAGGUGCAAGUGGCUGUUGAGACUGUGAUUGCUAGGAGGCUAUAAGUGCUGUGUAAAGAAAUAAUUUAUUUUUUAACAGUGGCCUAACCAAAGUUUUAUCUCUGAAUAUAGUUGUAACAUAUUAUUAGUAGUAAAAAAUAGCUUUAUAUUUUCUCUUUGAUUGAGCUUCACAAGUACAGCAAUUUUUAUUUGGAAGGGUUUUGUGAGGCUGUGGACAUUAUCAUUCUUAAGCAAAGAAACUGAAGCAGCAGAAGUGACCCAAUGUUUGUGAGGAAAGGGGAGAGGUUUUCUGUUGGCAGCUCAUGUUAGGUUGUAAAACAUUUGAAAUACUUGUUUUAUGAGUUUCCAAUUUUGGUGUGGUUAUGAUUUAGGAAAAAAAGGCUCUUAAUCAGCAUCUUGCCUGUCAGUUUCACAUCAUAGCCACUUCUGACCUGAUUUAGUAAGUGUACAAAUAUAAUUUUUAGUUAUACUUGUCAUGUUAGUUACAGUAAUACAACAGAAAAUGUGAGAACAGGUGUAACUCUCACAAAGAUUACAUUCAUGACUGAAUAUUGAAGCCAAAGUUUUGAUAAACAUUUUCGCAAGAUUUAGACACACAUAUUUACAUCACAUAAUGCUGUGACCUAGAAAUAUUGAAGUUUGCUCAUAAUCAUUUUUCUGACAUUUACAUUCCUUUUCUUUCCACUAGAAUGAUUCGUUGAUUUGUACUUCCAAAGAAAAGGACAAGAUUUCCCUUGCUCAUUUCACAUUGCAUCUGUGCCAAUUAAUUUAACUGUUACAAAAGUUUACAAAUUAUGUACCAUUAUAUAUGAAUGCCAAGUUUCAAUGAAACUUGAUAUUUUAUUUAUAUGUAUACAUAAAUAUGUGUAAGGCAGACUUCUGCAGUUAUGUACAUGUUUGUUGCUGUGUUCCAUUUUCACAUUGUUGAUUACAUGUGGAGAAUAUAUAUGGACUGUGCCUUUAUAUCAUGCAAAAGAAUAAACUUGUGGUACUAUUUAGAGUUCUAAGUUAAAGUAUUUAUGUUUUUCAUUUUUUAAAAGGAAUAACUUAUGUUAAGUUAUGCCAAAAUUGUGGAAUUACCAACUACAAUUUUAUUUAAUAUGUACCAUAAAACUACUCUUUUGUAUAUAUGACCAUAGUGCUAUUUGUAUAUGAAAAAUUAUGUAAGCAAUAAAUUUGGCCAAAAGUGGACAUAUUUUUAAAA
Messenger RNA from Schistocerca piceifrons (Central American locust), 5840 nucleotides. Its product is annotated as rho-associated protein kinase 2. NCBI's taxonomy places the organism in Eukaryota, Metazoa, Arthropoda, Insecta, Orthoptera, Acrididae. The coding region runs from base 535 to 4620 and encodes 1361 amino acids. Gene Ontology annotation, biological process: peptidyl-threonine phosphorylation; Rho protein signal transduction; cortical actin cytoskeleton organization. Gene Ontology annotation, cellular component: cytoplasm; cytoskeleton. The transcript has 28 exons. Gene Ontology annotation, molecular function: Rho-dependent protein serine/threonine kinase activity; small GTPase binding; ATP binding. The record is from RefSeq and is a predicted model, not a curated record.